GUUUUCUCCGCAGAGCCGCGUCGUUGACGUUCUCCGCGCCCGGGCCACGUGACGGGACGAAGCGGCCUCUGCUCUCCUCUCCUCCUCGCUCGGGUUUUCCUUCCCAGGGUUCAAUGAGCGCUGUGUGGCCCCACCCCGUCUCUCUUCAGCGCUAUCUAUCUCCUCAAUGUAGGAGAAAAUAAAAACCUCAAAGAAUCGGAUAUUCGUGUCUUUCAGCUUUCACGACCAGCGGCCACGAGAGGAGCGGCCUUCGCGGUUGGAAUGUGCUGCUACAACAACCUCGUGUCCUAUUUUUUGUCAGUGUAAAUGCUUGUAGUCUCAAGCCUAUUUACUCACCUCGGAUUCAAGAGGAAUAUACAUACAUAUACAUGUGUGGAUGUUUAUAUGAGGGUGUGUAUGUGUGUACACAUCUACAGGCCGUAUGUAGGCUAUAAAAACUGAGCCUGACAGCGGGUGUUGCUUUUUCACCUGCAGCAGACGUGGAUACAUUUCGAGGGAUUUUCACAUCUUGAUCACGUUUUCUUUUUCUUUUCGAUUUUUACAUUUUAUUAUUAUUAUUUUUAAUUUUUCUUUUUGUUUCUUUGAAGGUAUUCAUCGGAGCCGAGCAGGGAAUUAAAAAAAAAGUCUGUCGGUGCGCAGUUUUGGAGGCUCGGUGGUGAUGUGAGGGGCUGAUAACUCAUUUCAGCAACAAAAGCCAGGGGCAGCGAGAGAGAGAAGGCCCUUGGAGGAGCAAGCACAGCCAUCGUAAUUAAGGGGGCCAAAUCGGUGGAUAUUGGGUCGUUUCAGAGUUGGAAGUGGUGGGUGAUCCAGCCCAAAAGACGACCGCAGCGAGUCUGUAGCUGUUUGGCGUUGAUUUGAUGAAGAGAAUGAGAAGGAGCCGGAUGACGACGGAAGCAAUGAGAAUACCACACAUGUAGCUCGUUUAGGUGUCAAUAUUGUUUUUUUCCCCCUCCUGGUCUGCUGGGCCCCCGACGAAGACAACCGUCGUGGAGACAACGUAAUAGAGAAUUUAAGGGUACACCUCUGGAAAUGUUUAUCAUGACAGGAGACGUGGAAACGAGCCGCGCCACAGCACGGUCGAGCUUUUCGGACACGCUGAGUUCGGCUCCUUGUCACGGGCAGCAGUGAGACGCAAGACCCGGGCUUUUGGAGAUGCAGAUUAGGCAGUUUAUUCUACCUCCGUUUGAGGUGAAACCCCGGUUUUUUGGUGUCCUAACAGACGUGGUGGAUUACAGUUCUUAACGUUACACAGUUGACCGAGGAGAGAGUGGGAAAACAAAACAAAAACUAUACUGCAUGUGAAGGAGGAAAAGGCGAGCUGAGAAGACGGCCUCGGUGUCGUCAGCAGCAGUAUCCUGCCCUUUCUCUGACAGCGAAAUACGCGUUAUGGACACAUAAUUUCUUCAGUGCUGCGCCACGGACAGCUUUUGGAGCAGGCCAAGGGCGUUAAACGGUGUCAAUGUGGUUGACAUUGCUGCCAGAUCUGCUGGUCAAACAAGAGAUCUAGACUAGUUUAGUUGUUUAUUUUUGUUUCUGCAUACCCCUCUCCACCUCCACUUUUUCUUGUUCUUCUUCCACCUCCUCCACCUCCUCCUCCACCUCCCUUGGACCCCCUUUUUCCUUUUUUCUUACGAGAAGAUGGGUUGUUUGGGCAACAGUAAGACCGAAGACCAGAGAAAUGAGGAGAAGGCACAAAGAGAAGCAAACAAAAAGAUAGAGAAGCAGCUCCAAAAAGACAAACAGAUAUACAGAGCAACACACAGACUACUACUUUUAGGAGCUGGAGAGUCAGGAAAGAGCACCAUAGUGAAACAGAUGAGGAUCCUACAUGUCAACGGCUUCAAUGCAGAAGAGAAGAAGCAAAAAAUUCAGGACAUCAAGAAUAACAUUAAAGAGGCUAUUGAGACUAUAGUAACAGCAAUGAGCAACCUGACGCCACCAGUGCAGUUGGCUUGCCCAGAGAACCAGCACCAGAUCGAAUACAUCCUCAACCUCGUCAACCAGAAGGACUUUGAGUUUCCAUCUGAGUUUUAUGACCAUGCAAAGACACUGUGGCAGGAUGAGGGGGUCAGGGCGUGCUACGAGAGAUCUAACGAGUACCAGCUAAUCGACUGUGCACAGUAUUUCCUAGAUAAGAUCGACAUUGUGAAACAGAGCGACUACACUCCAACUGAUCAGGACUUGCUGCGUUGCAGAGUACUGACUUCAGGGAUCUUUGAGACAAGAUUCCAAGUGGACAAAGUUAAUUUCCAUAUGUUUGAUGUCGGCGGUCAAAGGGAUGAACGUCGGAAAUGGAUUCAGUGCUUUAACGGUAACUUCUCUUUAUUUCGGAAAUGGAUUCAGUGCUUUAACGAUGUAACGGCCAUCAUCUUUGUGGUGGCCAGUAGCAGUUACAACAUGGUGAUCAGAGAGGACAAUCAGACCAACCGUUUACAGGAGGCCCUCAACCUCUUCAAGAACAUCUGGAACAACAGAUGGCUGCGGACCAUUUCUGCCAUCUUGUUCCUAAAUAAACAGGACCUGCUAGCAGAGAAGGUGCUGGCAGGGAAGUCCAAAAUUGAGGAAUACUUUCCUGAAUUUGCUCGCUACACCACCCCUGACGACGCAACACCAGAGCCUGGUGAAGAUCCACGUGUCACAAGGGCAAAGUAUUUCAUAAGAGAUGAAUUCCUGAGAAUCAGCACAGCAACCGGGGAUGGGCGGCACUACUGUUAUCCCCACUUCACCUGCGCCGUCGACACAGAAAACAUCCGCCGUGUCUUCAAUGACUGUCGAGACAUUAUCCAGCGAAUGCACCUGCGGCAGUAUGAGCUGUUGUGAUGGGAGAGAAAAGGUGUUAAGACAAAAACGGAUUCGACUAUGAAAAACCCUGAACCCUGAGUCUGAACUCCCCUCUUCCACAGAAGUGUGUGGGCUCUUGUGAAGGAAUGGGGACCAAAACUCAGACAUGCAGACACUUACAGUAAACACACCCUGAACCCAGAACUUCUCCUGAUGCAAACUCCCUACCUGCAGUAGACAGCUGUUUUGAUAGAAGCAUUUGAGGGGUUAUCACAUGAACAGACUCCGAUCUCCGCUCUCAGCCAUAUUCCCAGCUCCUCACCUCUGAACAACAUGCAUCACCUUCACCUUUACAAAAACCCAGAGUGGUCCAGUCUGGACUGUAUUUCCUGCAGUGCAGAGGGUUUGAGCUGCCAUUGAGAUUGUAAGACUUUGCUCUUGUUGAGACAGAGAGAGCUACUGCAGUGCAACUAGGAAAGGGAGAAUGGUUGAAUUCCUGCAAAUAAACAUGUCAACAGAUCAGCUGAACACUGUAUCUAACAAAGAACAUAAGCACUGUGCUCAAUACUUGACUCAGACCAUGUACACCAAUCCUACUAUCACUUAAACGUGCAUUAGUACAAGCAGAGCCACAAGAUCUGCUUGCACGCAGAAAUGUAUCACACCUGUUAUCUACUGGACUGCACAACUGGGGUGGAUCCCGAAACAUACUGAUCUGCAGACUAGUAUCAGGCUAGUCGAGCUGCCAGCAGAUUUUUCCAGUACAGCGCUUUGAGAUUAAACAGCCUGUGACUGUUUGUGUAGCUGAGCCCCAAGGAGCAGUGUCGCCAGAGACUAAACGGACCAGGGGUGUGUUGUGGUCAGUCAGUCAGGCCGCGAGGGGGCAGAGGUUCACAAAAUUAGAACAGAAACAACUCCAGUGUGAAUUUCUCUGAUGGAGUUUGGACAUAAUUGACAGGGAUGGCGAUGACAGUCCCUCAACUUCUCCACAGAAUAGUUUUGCCUCCUGACUUUGCCUCAUUGGUAAUGGAGCAAAACAUGAGGAGGAUAUAUUAAGUUUAAAAUAAAAAAGAAACAAAGAAAAAAAGCCAACUUUUACAGGACUUUACAAACGGAGGGCAAAAAGCAUCCUUCUUCAGUACAGUACCAUACAAGUUAAAGAGAACUUUCAUCUUGUCAUGAUUGACCCUGUUUUACUGUCUCCACAGCUGUUUUUGUCUGUGUUGACUUUUGUGCCAUUGUGCCCUGUGCGCUCUCUCUCUUUAUCUUUACUCUUUGUCUCUCAUUCUCUUCUUUUUUUCACCCCUGCUCUUCCUCCUCUGAGAAUUUUACACACUCUCCUUCACAUUUGUCCCCUUUCUCUCAUUUUCUCCAUCACUCUCCCUCCUCCACUCCAGCACUUUUAUCCAACUGACAGCGUUCUUUUAUUUUAAGGGGAAAUAAAAUGUAAUAAUCCAGGAAUAUAAAAAACGAUGACGGCAACAAACGGGACACAGUUUUUUUUAUAACUCGUGGUCAGAUGGCCUGCUCGCACCUCCCUGCCAUUCCUCCCUCUAUCAUUCCUUCAUCGUUCCUCCUUCCCACCCAGCCCCUUGCUCCUUUGUAUGUCUGUCUUGACUUUACUGCUGAACUAUUAUUCUUGUACAGACUGUAAAAUGUAUUAUUUUGUACAACUUUAUUGAAAAAAAUAACUUUUAGAAGAUCCCUGUGCCUUGAUCACGACUGUACGUGUGUAAUGAGCUAAAGUGGGUGUCAUACUGCGCUGUAUAGCUUGGCCAAGCCCCUCCUAAAUUUCUGCCUCCCUCACCACUUUGUUCUCCCCCUCGCUCUUUCUUUACCCCUCUCUCUUUAUCUCUCUCUGUUCUUGCUUUCUCUCCUGUGUUGUUUCUCUCUCCUUGGGGACAGAGGACAACCAUUGGUAGCUUUUGUAGUUUUAUUUCUCUUCCCCUCUUCUCCUGUUCUCUUUAUGAUUUAAAUGUCUAUUUUUGGAUCCAUAUACCCACAAAAGAUAAAUAUAUGAAAUGUAUAUGGGUUUUAAAAAAGUAUUUUAUUAGAAUGAAAUGAAUCUUGACAAAUUGUACACUUGAUAGUGUGCGUAUUGCUAUAACUUAAAUCCUUUCAAAUGAAGUUGUGUUCAGGUUUCUUUUGUUUUCUUUAGUUGACAUCUGCAAAGGACAUUUUUGAAGGGUUAAAGAGGAUAUGACAGGUGCAAAACAUUGCUCAUUCCUACACAUAGCUAAUUCUUUUGCUUAAAAAAAAAGGCCAAAAAAGAAUAAAAGGAAUUCAUUUCAGUUUUUCUUCUGAUGAGAGGGGGUCCACCAUCUUAGCCUCAUACAGCAGAGACAGCCUGUAUAGUAUUAGCAUCUCUCUCUCAUUUCAGUGCCCUAGUCUUCAUUUAAUGUGUACAUCGAAUAUGGGUCUCUACUUUCUGAACAGGAGCUCUGAAGAAAUAAAGUUUUUUUUUUGGUGCAGACA
Molecule: messenger RNA, 5256 nt
Organism: Monopterus albus (swamp eel)
Lineage: Eukaryota; Metazoa; Chordata; Actinopteri; Synbranchiformes; Synbranchidae
Gene: gnas
Product: GNAS complex locus
Exons: 12
Coding region: 1639-2820 (393 amino acids)
Biological process (GO): sensory perception of chemical stimulus; adenylate cyclase-activating dopamine receptor signaling pathway
Cellular component (GO): cytoplasm; heterotrimeric G-protein complex
Molecular function (GO): GTP binding; mu-type opioid receptor binding; D1 dopamine receptor binding
Source: RefSeq, a predicted model, not a curated record